CUGCCUGCCACGCUGCCUGCUGGCUUAAAUCGCUCAUAGACUGUAUAAUAUUCCCACAACAUUACGCAUUCAUUGCAUUUUUCUUGAGCUGCAAUGUCGACUAAACUUUUAUCUGUGAACAGCACAGUUUUCAAAUGUUUGAAAACCUUCCAACAGCGCUCGGCACGUGGGUUUAGUGUCGGAGAUGCUUCCCUUGGUUCAGUGAAUUUAAAGGGUCGCAGCUGUCUCACUCUGAAAGAUUUCAGCUCAGAUGAAAUCAAGAGGCUGUUGUGGGUGUCAGCGGACCUAAAACAGCGGAUCAAACAUGAGAAACAGUAUCUUCCUAUUCUGAAAGGAAAGUCGCUUGCUAUGAUAACUGAGAAGAGGAGCACCAGAACAAGAAUGUCCACAGAGACAGGUUUUGCAUUGCUGGGUGGGCAUCCCUGUUUCCUCACCGCUCAGGACAUUCACCUGGGAGUGAAUGAGAGCUGCAAAGACACAGCUAGGGUUCUCUCAGGACUCUGUGAUAUUGUCUUGGCGAGAGUGAACAGCCACUCCACACUGGUGGAGCUGCAUAAGGAGGCCUCCAUCCCAAUAAUCAAUGGCCUGUGUGACCUCUACCAUCCAAUCCAGAUUCUGGCAGACUUCCUCACUUUGCAGGAGCAUUAUGGGUCCCUUAAUGGACUAACAGUGUGCUGGAUUGGAGAUGGUAACAACGUCCUCCACUCUAUUAUGAUGGCUGCAGCUAAAUUAGGAGUUCAUCUGAAGAUUGCCACACCAAAGGGGUAUGAGCCACACAAGAAUGUUACUCAAGAGGCUGAAAGAUUAUCCAAAGAGCAUGGGACUCAGCUUGUUAUUACCUCUGACCCAAUGGAAGCCGCCCACGGCUGCAAUGUUUUGGUCACCGACGUCUGGGUCGGCAUGGGAAAGGAGGCGCAGAAGGAAAAGAUGCUCAAAGACUUUAAAGGUUACCAGAUUACAAUGCAGACAGCAAGUGUGGCCAAACCAGACUGGACCUUCAUGCACUGUCUCCCCCGGAAAGAGGAAGAGGUGAAUGACGAGGUAUUCUACUCAUCCCGCUCCCUCAUCUACUCCACAGCAGAGAAUAGAAAGUGGACAAUCAUGGGUUUGAUGGUGUCUCUUCUGGCUGACUACACUCCACAGAACCCCAUGCCCAAGUUUUAAAUUCAAGUCAUAGGUGCAGUUUUAUUUGCAUGACAUAUGACAAUGUCAGAUAUCACCCAUUGAUGGCACCAUUACAACACUAGAUAUGUUACCACAAAUUAAUCAGUUUAAUGUUUAAUUCACUUUCUUAUUUAUGCAUCAAAGGCAUUGUUUGCCUUGUCUCAGUGUUAAAUCAUAGGUCAAAGUUAUCUGUUUACAUUUUAUCUGUUCUGUGAUAGAAAGUAAGCAUUGCAGCGAGCAUUAGGUAGACAAGUGGAACUGCUUUGCUAGACAUAUUACUGUAAAGAAAAAGAUUUCUUGAACUUGUUCAUGUUGUCUUGCAUUGACAAUAUUCUCCAACAGCAUUGAAAAGGAGCUGACCAAUCGCAUUCAUUGUAAUCUCCACAUGGUAUUUAUGUGGCCGCUGUAACCCUGACAUGUAGUUGUAUUUUUUAAGAAAUGCACAUCAAUCGCUGUGCAUUUAAUUAAAAAAAAGGAUAAAUCCAGCUUUACUGCAAAAUGCUUUGUUUACGCCACACUUCUAAAGGAUCGCACUACUGUUUUAUAUGAAACAAAUCACAUGUGCUGAACUUUAAAUACAUUUUACAUUAUUGAAUCGGUGUGGUAAGAAAAUCAAUUUGUAAACAGUUGUUAACUGACAUGAUGCAUGAUUAUAUUAUAGUAGUAAAGAUCACAAAUAUUUCAUAAUUCUCAAAGUUGGGUUCAAAUUGUAUGGUAUGGGCAUUCUGUUGAUCUUUGUUGCUUUGUUGUUCUUUCUUCCACCACUGUCACUUGUUUGUUAAGAAAAUAAAUACAAAAAUGACAAAAGA
Molecule: messenger RNA, 1973 nt
Organism: Centropristis striata (black sea bass)
Lineage: Eukaryota; Metazoa; Chordata; Actinopteri; Perciformes; Serranidae
Gene: otc
Product: ornithine transcarbamylase
Exons: 10
Coding region: 94-1164 (356 amino acids)
Biological process (GO): L-citrulline biosynthetic process
Cellular component (GO): mitochondrion
Molecular function (GO): amino acid binding; ornithine carbamoyltransferase activity
Source: RefSeq, a predicted model, not a curated record